GCAUUUGCUAUAUGCAGUGGUCCAGAAAAGAGAGAUUAAAAAACGAUGUAUAUAGGUUAGAUGAUCGUUUCUUAUCAUUAUUAGCUUUUACUUGAUCACCCGAUGAAGGUUAGACUUGGGCAUUGCGAUCCCGGAAUAAAUAGAACUUCUUUUUUCCUUUGAGCAAAGCCAUUUGGAAACAUGAGAAGGCCUCCCGUAUUCCAACCACUUCUCCUCUUCCUCUCCUCUCUGUUCUCUCUCUCCGUUGGAGGUGACCUCCUAACUCCAACCCAGCCACUCCGCGACGGCCAAACCCUGAUCUCAGCCGGUGGGAACUUCGAAUUAGGCUUCUUCAGUCCUGUCAACUCCAACAACCGCUAUGUAGGAAUAUGGUACCACAAGGUUUCAGUCCCAACCGUCGUGUGGGUCGCCAACCGCCAGCACCCGAUCUCCGAGCCCAAGGGAAGCUUAUCGAUCACCGCCAAUGGAACGCUAGUCAUCACCGACCAGAAUUCCACGGCCGUCUGGUCCUCGGGCUCAUCGGGCCUAACCAACCCGGUCGCACAACUCUUGGACAGCGGUAACUUCAUCGUUAAAGAAGCUAAAGGUGCUAGCAAUGGUCCAGGUAGCUUCGCAUGGCAGAGCUUCGACUACCCGACCGACACGCUGCUCCCGGGCAUGAAGCUCGGGUGGAACUUAACGAGCCAUUUGAACCGCAACCUGACGGCAUGGACCGAUGCUAGCGACCCGGCGCCGGGCUACUACUCCAUGGCUCUGGACGUCGAGGGCGACCCCGAGAUAUUCUUAUUGGGCGGAGCGCACCGGCUGUGGCGCACGGGGCCAUGGGUCGGUCAAAGGUUCAGCGGCAUCCCGGAGAUGAAGACGUAUAGCAUGUUCACCUUCAACUUUGUCAUGGACCAGGAUGAGAUCUACUACACGUUUAACAUCCUCGACGGAUCGGUCAUCUCGAGGCUGAUCGUGAACCAGUCCGGCGUGACCCAACGACUGGUCUGGCUCGAACAGAGCCAAGCGUGGAGCAUCUUCUGGUUUGCUCCCAAGGACCAGUGCGACGGCGUCUCGCCGUGCGGUCCGUUCGGGAUCUGCGACACUAACAACUCGCCGAUAUGCGACUGUUUGCAGGGGUUCGAGCCCAGGUCGCCGACGAAUUGGGCCCUGAGGGAUGGGUCGGAUGGGUGCAAGAGGAAGACAGCGUUGGAUUGCCGGAAUGGGACCGACGGCUUCGUGACGGUGAAUGAGGUGAAGCUACCCGACACGUCGAACUCGACCGUCGACAUGAGCUUGAGUUUGGAUCAGUGCAGGGCUAUGUGUUUGAGGAAUUGCUCAUGCACGGCUUAUGCUAGUGCUAAUACCAGUGGCGGAGGGUGCAUAAUUUGGACUGCAGAGAUCACUGAUCUAAGGGUGUUCACGUUUGGUGGACAGGAUCUCUACGUCCGGCUAGCGGCGGCCGAUCUAGGUUCGGCAUCCAAACAUUCACACCUGAGCAGAAUAGCUGCUAUCGUGGUGGGCUCUGUUCUGGGAACUCUACUGCUUGGCUGGAUUGGUUGUUGCAUUUGGAAUAAGAAGAGGAGAAGGAGAAGAACAAAACAGGCUAUGUCCAUGUUAGGUACCAUUUCCUUCGCCAAUAACUACAUCAAUGAAGGCACAGAAGGAAACGAGCUGGAUCUGCCUUCAUAUGAUUUGGGUACAAUUGUAGCAGCUACUGAUAACUUCUCUAUCAAAAACAAGCUUGGUGAAGGUGGCUUUGGCCCCGUAUACAAGGGAAAGCUGGGAGAGGAACAAGAAAUAGCUGUGAAGAGGCUUGCAAAGACUUCAGUGCAAGGCAUCGAUGAGUUCAAGAAUGAGGUGAUGCUCAUUGCCAAGCUUCAGCACCGGAACCUCGUUCAGCUUCUUGGUUGCUGCAUCCAAGGAGAGGAAAGGAUGUUAAUCUAUGAGUACAUGCCUAAUAAAAGCUUGGAUGCCUUCCUAUUUGACAAAGCUAAAGCUGCACUGCUGGAUUGGCAAACCCGCUACAACAUUAUAGCAGGGAUUGCCCGUGGACUUCUCUACCUCCACCAAGAUUCUAGAUUAAGAAUCAUCCACAGGGAUCUCAAAGCUAGCAACAUUCUACUUGACAAAGAGAUGAACCCUAAAAUUUCAGACUUCGGCAUGGCAAGAAUAUUUGGGGGGGAUGAGGCAGAAGUAAAUACACACCGAGUGGUUGGAACCUAUGGAUACAUGUCUCCUGAGUAUGCCAUGGAUGGCAUCUUCUCAGUGAAAUCUGAUGUAUUUAGCUUUGGUGUUUUAGUACUUGAAAUCACAAGUGGCAAGAAAAACAGAGGGGUUUAUUACUCCAAUCGCCAUACAAAUCUUCUAGGACAUGCAUGGUAUUUGUGGAAAGAAGGUAAUGGCUUGGAAUUAGUGGAUGAAUCAAUAGGCUACUCAUUUCCCAUGGCUGAAGUGUUGAGGUGCAUAAAGGUGGCUCUCUUGUGCGUUCAAGAACACCCAGAGGACAGGCCAACAAUGUCCAGUGUAGUGUUAAUGCUGGGCAGUGAGAGUGCUUGUCUCCCAUACCCUAAACAACCUGGUUUUGUUGCGACGAAAGGCCCCUUUGAAAUUGAUUCAUCGUCAAGCAAGCAAGAUUCACUAACCGUAAAUGACUUAUCAGUUACAGUAUUUGAAGCUCGAUAAAAGAUGUCAGGGUGAACACGACCAUAAGAAAUUGUAUAUAUUCUAAUUUGGAAUGGGAGAGAGGAUGCAAACCUACUUAUUCUUUUAAAAUUUUGCCUUGCUUUGUUGGACCAACUUGAUUGUUCUAAA
Molecule: messenger RNA, 2796 nt
Organism: Elaeis guineensis (African oil palm)
Lineage: Eukaryota; Viridiplantae; Streptophyta; Magnoliopsida; Arecales; Arecaceae
Product: receptor-like serine/threonine-protein kinase SD1-8
Biological process (GO): protein phosphorylation; recognition of pollen
Cellular component (GO): plasma membrane
Molecular function (GO): ATP binding; protein serine/threonine kinase activity
Source: RefSeq, a predicted model, not a curated record